AUGAGUGCAGCGGAUCUGAUCCAACGGUUGGACAUCGACUUGGUCUCGGCCCUAGAUGAAACCGAGCGACGCCAAGUGUUGCAAGCAUGUGAUCGACUGAAAGCCAAGCUGGAGACGCCCAUGGAUACAACGGCUCGUCUGGUCUUCUCGAGUCACCAAGCCAUGGCAGUGAGGUUGGGGAUCGAUAUGAAGCUCUUUGAUGCCAUGGCCAAAGCAAGCAAGUUAGCCGAGGAUCCCUUCAACGUACAGGACUGGUGUGAAGAGACUGGGUCGGACCCAUUGCUAGUGAGGCGCAUAACUCGAUUCCUUGCCGCCAUGGGGGUGAUUCAGGAAAUAGACGGCGAUUCAUAUACUCAGACGCCACUAGCCGCGGCCUAUGUGUCAAGCUCUCCUCUUUCGGCGGCGGUGAUCCAUAGCACGCAUUUCUUGACCGUCCUGUCAAGACUCCCCGAGUAUUUUCAUGUCAAUGGGUGGAAAAGUCCCGGGGAUGGUCUCGAUGGUCCUUUCCAAUUUGCAUUGGGAGCCGAUGGCCACUACUUUGACUUUUUGAGCACGCAUCCUUAUUACAGCCAGGCAUUUAACACGGUGAUGGGCAUGUCGUUUCGCCGACGUGGGAAGGAUUGGUUCGAGGUUUUUCCCGUCGAAGAACGACUACGAGUGUCAAGUAGCAGUGAUCCACUGAUCGUCGAUGUUGGCGGGGGCCAAGGCGAAGAUCUCAAAAAGUUCCAGGAACACUUCUCUGAUUUGCCCGGGAAACUCGUUCUCCAAGAUCUGCCUGCCGUAAUCGAGGGUGUCAAGGAUCUAUCGGGGAUCGAAGUACAAAGUCAUGACUUUUUUCAGAAGCAACCGGUGCAGGAUGCGAAGGUGUACUUCCUGCGGACCGUUUUGCAUGACUGGCCGGACAAGCAGGCCAUCCAGAUUCUAGGGAACCUCCGCGAUGCGAUGAGUCGGGAAUCUAUUUUGCUGAUCAGCGAGAUCAUGCAACCCGAAUCUGGGGUGCCUUUGCCCUCGGUCCUAUCCGAUAUGCAAAUGAUGGGCUCGUUCGCUUCAUUAGAGCGGACACAGGCGCAAUGGCAAACACUGCUGAAAGCAGCCGGGUUCGAGCUCGUUCAGGUCUGGCUAUCCGACAGGAGUCCGAUAUCUCAAGCAGAACAGCCCGCUUUACUUGAAGCUCGGGUCUCGGAAUCCACAAUUUAA
This is a messenger RNA of Penicillium atrosanguineum, 1197 nucleotides long. RefSeq lists its product as uncharacterized. Gene Ontology annotation, molecular function: O-methyltransferase activity. The coding region runs from base 1 to 1197 and encodes 398 amino acids. The transcript has 4 exons. Lineage: Eukaryota; Fungi; Ascomycota; Eurotiomycetes; Eurotiales; Aspergillaceae. The record is from RefSeq and is a predicted model, not a curated record.